CUUUCAGUUCACUGCCACGCGCUUUCAAAAGGCGUUCACUUUCAUCGGUACUCUGUUCUCACUCGGAUCUUCAAUUUCACAGCUAGUAAAGCAAAAAAGAAAUCUGAAUUUUCUCCAUGGCUCCCGUUGCUCCAAGGUCCGGCGAUGCUAUUUUCGCUAGCGUUGAACGCGUGAAUGCGGAGCUCUUCACUCUGACAUAUGGUGCUAUGGUGCGUCAGCUUCUCACCGAUCUGGAGGAGGUGGAGGAGGUCAACAAACAGCUCGAUCAAAUGGGCUAUAAUAUAGGGGUCCGGCUAGUGGAUGAAUUUCUCGCGAAAUCUAAUGUAUCGAGGUGUGUUGAUUUUAAGGAAACAGCUGAAGUCAUUGCCAAGGUAGGAUUCAAAAUGUUCCUGGGAGUUACUGCAUCAGUCUCCAACUGGGAUGCUGAGGGAACAACCUGCAGUAUAAUAUUGGAGGAUAAUCCUCUUGUAGAUUUUGUUGAGCUUCCUGAUACGUGUCAAGGUCUAUAUUAUUGCAACAUUUUAAGUGGAGUUAUCAGAGGGGCUCUCGAGAUGGUGUCAAUGAAAACUGAAGUCACAUGGCUGCGAGAUAUGCUUAGAGGGGAUGAUGCAUUUGAGUUGCAGGUGAAACUUCUGAAGCAAGUUCCCGAGGAGUAUCCAUACAAAGACGACGAGUAAUGUUCUACCUUUUCCUCUACAGAUCCAAUCUGUCAUUUUUUUUAAAAAAAUUUACCCUUCUUUCUAGAUCUAAGGUACUAAAAAAUGCAAAUUUCGAAUGUAGACAUUUGGUUGUGUCAUUGUUUCGAUAAUAUUAUAGUUGCAUUGCUUGCAUUUCAAAAGUUAAUCUUCGGCUUUCAUCCUAAAAUUUUUAGGAAAUCAUAAUGUUAUCCAAAUAGAUAUCUGGGCUGAAAUGUGCUGUGAUUGUUAUCCAGAAGUUAUGGGUAAAAUGACUGUAUUAUUAAGCAAUGAUGAGAUCAUUGAAUUUGGAU
Messenger RNA from Olea europaea var. sylvestris, 988 nucleotides. Its product is annotated as trafficking protein particle complex subunit 3-like. Lineage: Eukaryota; Viridiplantae; Streptophyta; Magnoliopsida; Lamiales; Oleaceae. Gene Ontology annotation, cellular component: TRAPP complex; cis-Golgi network membrane; cytosol. The record is from RefSeq and is a predicted model, not a curated record. The transcript is spliced from 5 exons. The coding region runs from base 117 to 677 and encodes 186 amino acids. Gene Ontology annotation, biological process: endoplasmic reticulum to Golgi vesicle-mediated transport; intra-Golgi vesicle-mediated transport.